This is a messenger RNA of Medicago truncatula (barrel medic), 1841 nucleotides long. RefSeq names its product alkane hydroxylase MAH1. The record is from RefSeq and is a predicted model, not a curated record. The transcript has a single exon. Gene Ontology annotation, molecular function: iron ion binding; oxidoreductase activity, acting on paired donors, with incorporation or reduction of molecular oxygen; monooxygenase activity. NCBI's taxonomy places the organism in Eukaryota, Viridiplantae, Streptophyta, Magnoliopsida, Fabales, Fabaceae.
CUAAAAAACUGUCAUACACCUAACAGUCUCCACACUGAGGAGGAUAAAGCAAGUAAGUUAAGUUUGCGUUUGAAAUGGUUAAUUAUCAAAUUCAUUAAAGCAAUUCGAAAAUGUGCAUUAUUCAGUAGCUUCUCUGCAUGCAUCAUAGACACAAGCAAUUCAAAACAUAUUUUAGUAAAUCGAAAAUGUGCACUAUUCAGUGUGUUGGAGGAUUGGCAGCCAUCCUAAUCUUCUUAUACAUCCACUAUUGGAGACGCAAUAGAGAUGAAUUUGUACCAAUUAAUUGGCCAAUAUUUGGUAUGCUACUGGCGCUUAUGUGUAACCUGUCCAAUUUCCAUGAUCGUGCAACCUUAAUUUUGAAACAUCAUGGAGGAACGUUUAGAUUUGGAGGAGCCUGGUUCACAAACACAAGCUUUAUUGGUACCAGUGAUCCAAUGAAUGUUGAACACAUUGCGAGCAAGAAUUUUGGCAACUACGGAAGGGGGUCCAACUUCAAAGAAAUUUUUGAUUUUUUUGGAGAUGGUAUUUUAAAUUCUAAUUCCCACGUAUGGAAACAACAGAGGACAAUGUUUCAUUCAUUUCUUAAAAGGAAAACCUUCAAGAACUUCUUCCAACAAACUAUGAAGAAAAAGCUGGAGAACUACCUACUACCAUUUCUUAAUGAUGUAUCUGAAAUAGGUGCUCAGGUGGACCUGGAGGAUGCCUUGAGUAGGUUCACUUUUGAUAGCAUCUGCACUAUUGCAUUUGGAUUUGAUCCUAAUUGCCUUCUAAACAAGUUUAAUGAGCUAACAGAAAUUGAUUAUCAAAAAUCUCUUGCUGUGAUAGAUGAGGUGAUAUUGUACCGGCACUUCAUUCCAAGUUAUCUUUGGAAGCUGCAAAAAUGGCUCCAUGUUCGUCAAGAAAAGAAGUUAAGGGAAGCCGAAGAAAAUCUUGACCGUUUCUUGUAUGAAGGUAUAACAUUUUCCAAACAAGAGCAAAGCAAGUGCAGCAGCAGUGAAUAAAUUGAUGACUUUGUAAAAGCACUGAUGAAGGAAGAAUAUGGAACAAGGGGAAUGGAUGAGAAGUAUCUUAGAGACAAUGCACUCUCUCUCUUUUUAGCAGGAAAUGGCACAGUUACUUCAGGUCUCAGUUGGUUUUUCUGGCUUGUUUCAACUCAUCCUAUUGUGGAAGCCAAAAUUAUUCAAGAAAUAAAAGAUAACUGGCCCACACAAGAGGAGAAUCAGACUCCUUGGAGAGAUGUGGAUCUUGAUAAUCUAGUGUACCUUCAUGGAGCUAUAUGUGAAACCUUGAGGCUUUAUCCUCCUGUACCUUUUGAGCAUAUAUGUGCAAUCAAAUCCGAUAUACUACCUAGUGGAGAGCGUGUUAGUCCAAAUACAAGGUUAUUGUACUCUUUGUACGCUAUGGGAAGGAUGGAACAAAUAUGGGGAGAAGACUGCAUGGAAUUUAAGCCUGAGAGAUGGGUAUCAGAGACAGGACACAUUAUACAUGUUCCAUCUUACAAGUUCAUAGCUUUCAAUACAGGUCCGAGAAGUUGUUUGGGUAAAGAUCUUAGUUUCAUUCAAAUGAAGAUGGUCGCAGCUGCUUUGUUACAGAAGUUUCACAUACAGGUGGUGGAAGGUCACCCUGUAACCCCAAAGCUUUCAUUUGUUCUUCACAUGAAACAUGGCUUCAAGGUUAAAGUCACUAAAAGAUGCAUUUGACUGAAGUCUCUCCGAGCGAUUGCUGACAUAUAUUUUCUCCUAUAACCUAUUAGUCAUUGUUGUUCUUUGUCAAACAUUGUUAUGUUAUUCUCUAUUUUAGAUAUUAUUUGUCAAUGUAAUAAUAAACUGCUUUAAGUUGAA